AUGGCGCGCAAGACUGCAACUUCUGAAGCCACCUUGCCCUGGGACUUGGUGAGUUGCUUUUCCUUGGGCCUGGACUUCCCUUCUAUUGGCGAACAGCACCAGCUCUAUCACGAGGCCUUUGUCCUGUCGCUUCUUUCGGCGUUGCCCCAGAAUGCCCUUGUUGUUUACAUUGCUGCAGCCAAACAGGGCGAGUUUUUCCUCAAGCCCGAGCAUCGCCUCAUCAUGGCCUUUGGAGACUCCGAUGAGCUGGCGGUAUGGGGAUCGCUGGACCCAUUAGUGCACCCAACAGCUGUGUCAGGAAAUGCGGACAUGCUUGUGGGAGUUUGCGUGACAGAGCCCGGUAUCAGGAGGUGGUCCAUCCGGGCUGUUCUAUCCGGGCUGUUCUCCGCUCGCCCUGUUGGCGAGACUCGGCCCCCCUUUGACUUCGCUCUGCCGCGUUUCGCCCAAGCAGAAGGCACCUUUGGCCUAAGUACAGUAGAUGGGUCGCAGGAGCUGCCAGCCGGCGCCCUGCUCAAGCGCAGCUUCUUGAGCUGGAAGGAUAUGGUGGCCUCGCUGGCUUUGCUCCGGGUGAAGCUGGAAAACGUGCACCUGAAGGAGAAGCUCAAAAAGCAGGAUGCCAAGUCUCCAGCCUCCAUCAGCUCCGGACGCGGCAAGGUGUCGCCAACAUCGCCUGGUGGCAAAGUCUGCGUGGACCUGAACUCACCAGACCGCGUGGUCAGAUUUGGCAUCUCGUCGCCAAAGGUUGUGACACCAGCCAGUUCUCCAUCUCUUGCUUUGGACGGCGUUGCGGAAGAUUUUCUGCAGGGAUCCUUUGCCUUUUCGGCCAGAGCACAGGCUUCACCACUUCCGAUCUUGACGCCCUCGCCGGUCGCUCCAACCAGAGAGGCGCCCUCUCUGAUUCUCACUUCGUCGCCUUCGCCUCCGCUGGUCGAAUCGACCACUGGGCGCGAGGCGGCAGGCAGCUGCGCUGACAGCGCGACGACGCCCUUACCCCGUGCUGAGCUGCAGGAGGCGGGUGUUGUCGACCAGCAGGAUGAGGCGUCGCUUCGACAAGCCUUGGACGGUCGUCUGGCGCAACUGCAAAGAGAGCAGCGUAGAAGCCAUUGCCUCGCGCAGCUUCAAGUCCGCUUGCAGCAGCGUUUGCAGACUGAAGAGCACAUCCUGCUUCGUCUUGCCUGGCAGGCGUGGGAGGAGUUUGAUGGUCAUGCAGGCAAAGACAAGGCUGGGGCCAAGACGCGCGUACCCCAAGUGAUGGACCUGGACGCGACAGGCAUCCUUCCCAACGUGACGGGCGCGCAGCUCGAUAGCCCAGUGGUGCCCUUGCAGGAUACUGUUGAGAUGGAUGGGUUGCACGAGCUGCAUUACUCGGAGGAGGACGUUGUGCACGGCGACCGGCUCUGGUCAUCGAUGAGCUCAGAGGAUGUUCAGGCCAACAGGCAGCUGGGUAGGCAUGUCGACUGCUUCGCAGAGAAUGUGGAAGCUGCCCCAGAGCUGUUCGAGAUGAUUGUCAUAUGCCGGCGCUGCCACUUGAUCAACGGAGAACGAACAGCAAACGAGUGCUGGGUACCCCGUAUCAAGAUACGGUUGCUGGGCUACCCAGACACGCAACAGAAGCUGCAGGCUUCGGAUUCGUGA
This is a messenger RNA of Symbiodinium natans, 1635 nucleotides long. The record is from the annotation of a GenBank genome assembly. Lineage: Eukaryota; Dinophyceae; Suessiales; Symbiodiniaceae.